Messenger RNA from Zingiber officinale, 2165 nucleotides. RefSeq names its product protein indeterminate-domain 5, chloroplastic-like. The coding region runs from base 602 to 2008 and encodes 468 amino acids. The record is from RefSeq and is a predicted model, not a curated record. Gene Ontology annotation, cellular component: nucleus. The transcript has 3 exons. Gene Ontology annotation, molecular function: DNA-binding transcription factor activity. Lineage: Eukaryota; Viridiplantae; Streptophyta; Magnoliopsida; Zingiberales; Zingiberaceae.
AUCUCACCUCACCUCACCUCACCUCAUCAACCACUGCACCACAUUCUCCUUUUAUUCUUCUUCUUCUUCUUCUUCUUCUUCUUCCUCCUCCUCCUCCUCCUCCUCCCUUAACUUCCUUAUCAUCCUCAUGAUCUCACAUCCUUCUUAUUCUUAUCUUCUUACAAUCGAUCCUUUGUGGUGCAAAUUAAAGAAGAGCAUGGCCAAGAAAAAGUUCAGAGAGACUACCUCUCUUGUUGUCUUCUCCAUCUUUAUACUAAUUGUCUCUUGAGUGCAACAGUUGGUUUGGAUCCAUCCCCUCUUCUUAAUUUGUUCUGUAGCAGGAGUAGAAUUCGGAUCGCAUGAGCUUGCGUACUUAAAUUUGGGGAUCUUUCACUUUUUCCUCCCUUUGCCUAGCUUUCUCGUCUUUAUCCUCUUGUUGAUUAAAUAGGCGAUUCGGAAGGAGACGGAAGGAAUUAAUUUUGCACCCGGCCAGGAGAAGAAACCAAAUGAAAGGUAAGAAAUAGGGAGAAAAAUUUGGUGUUUUUAUUCCUGCUUCCGUCCAAGCCCAUGGCAGCGGCUUCUUCGUCGGUACCUUUCUUUGGAAUUAGAGACGAAGACGAGCAUGAGCUCAGCAAGCAACAGUCGACGACCGCCGCUGCUCCUCCGCCUGGCUCUGCUACUGCUUUGGCUCCUCCCAAGAAGAAGAGAAAUCAGCCAGGAAAUCCAAAUGGUAAUUGAAUUAGAUCCGGACGCGGAGGUGAUCGCACUGUCGCCGAAGACGCUGAUGGCGACGAACAGGUUCAUCUGCGAGGUGUGCAACAAGGGGUUCCAGCGGGAGCAAAACCUGCAGCUGCACCGGCGGGGUCACAACCUGCCCUGGAAGCUGAAGCAGAAGAACCCCAAGGAGGCGCGGAGGCGGGUGUAUCUCUGCCCCGAGCCUUCCUGCGUCCACCACGACCCCUCCCGCGCCCUCGGCGACCUCACCGGCAUCAAGAAGCACUUCUGCCGCAAGCACGGCGAGAAGAAGUGGAAGUGCGACAAGUGCUCCAAGAAGUACGCCGUCCAGUCCGACUGGAAGGCCCACUCCAAGACCUGCGGUACCCGCGAGUACCGCUGCGACUGCGGCACUCUUUUUUCCAGGCGCGAUAGCUUCAUCACUCACAGAGCCUUCUGCGACGCGCUCGCUCAAGAAUCGGCCACCAGGCUUCCCAAUGGCAUUGCUUCCGCCGGAGUCGGUGGCGGUGGGAGACAAUUUUACGGCGGCAGUGCGGGAGUUGGAGGCGGAAUCAAUUUGGACCUUAUUUCUCCGGCGAAUCCUCCACAGUUCGGCCAGUUGAGUAGUACCACUUCCUUGUUCCGGCCGUCGCAAUCCUACCUUUCUGGAGCCGGCUCCGGGCACGACUUUAAUAGCUUGAUUCAAGACAUGCACAGUAAUACCACGGCUGGCGCUUCUUCGACAGGAAAUCUUUACAACCUCAGCUUCUUCUCCAACAACGCUGGGGCCACCGGCGCUGGUGCGGCCGCUGCCAACAUGCCCCUCCCAUCCGAUCAAUUUCCCAACUCGAGGUCCAGCGGCGGUGGUCUUUUCCCCAGCAUCAACAUCAAAAACAACGUGCCGUCACUACUCGUGGCCGAUCCAACCGAACCCGCCGCUUCGUCACCAGCACUGCCACAGAUGUCCGCCACCGCGCUGCUUCAGAAGGCCGCGCAAAUGGGCGCCGCGGCGUCGAACAGCCGCAGCUCUCUGCUUUCCGGUUUUGUCGGCGCAUACCAUUCAGAGACCACCCAGAGGGCGCAAUUGGUGGACAACGAGAGGAGCUUCCAAACCCUAAUGAAUUCACUUGGCGGUGGCGCCGGGGCGUUCGCCAAUAACUUGGACGACGGCAGCCCCAAGCUCCACCACGUCGUCGGCGCGGGAACUCCGCCGCCCGACAACGGGCUCACGAGGGACUUCCUCGGCGUCGCCAACUUAAGCGUCUUAGAAUCGGAGAUGAAAUCGGCUUUCUCGAGGAGGAGCAACAACCCAUGAGAAUUCUUCUUCAGCUAGCAUAUGCACUAGAUCGAGGUAGGCAGCUCCAAUAAUCAAUCGAUCAACUGCACUUUAUCGUAGCGGUGUAAUAUGUGCAAGACUCCUCAUAAUUAACUGCUCGAUCGAAUUAAGAUUAAUUAUCCAGACUUUGAUUCAA